Lachancea fermentati is the source of this 4601-nucleotide messenger RNA. Lineage: Eukaryota; Fungi; Ascomycota; Saccharomycetes; Saccharomycetales; Saccharomycetaceae. The record is from the annotation of a GenBank genome assembly.
AUGAAAUCCUCCGUGCGGAGGACAGCGAAAUUUGCACUAAUAUGGCUACUACAGCUGGUGGCCGCGCAAUGGAAACCUGAGGUUACCAAGCAAAAGUCUGGAAUAUGGCAUAUGUUUCAGCCUUUUGAGGACAGCCCCGUGAUUUUGCGGGAGGAACACUCGAAACUCUGCCGUUCCUCAGAUAGCGGCAAAACUUGGGAACCCGUCGAAUCGAUCAACGAGAAUAUCUCGUACUUCGAAGUAGAUAGAUACUACCCGGGCAAGCGUGCGUUUGCCUAUGCGGUGAAUUCAGGCACCAUAUACGUUACAGAUGACCAGGCAGAAACUUGGAGCGAGAUCAGCCUUACCUGGGGCGAUGAUUUUUUAGAAGAUAAAGGGUAUAGCUACUGUACCGUGAAAACUCACCCUCAGUUUGAAGGCGACAUCAUCGUCUCAUGUAGCGUUUGCAGGGAGCAAGCUCACUCUUGCGAUCAAAAGGUUUUCUUGUCAAAGAACGGCAAAGACUUCAACAAUUUGGACCUGCCCAAACCUGAAAAGACUUCCAGGAAUGAUUACUCGUCCGUUGACUGCGUAUUUUUCCGAGUGUAUAAGGAAUCAGAAUUGGGUGGCGACCAUGAGGUCGUAUGCAUCUCAAGAACCUUGUCCAUUGGGCAUGGGUCGAACUUCUUGAAGGCUUCCUCCGUUAUUACAACAAAUGAUCACGGCAAAACAACUUCAACUGUGCGCAACUUCGAAGGAAUGACACUCACAGAUCUCAAAAUAAUAGGUGAUUACUGCGUGAUAACCACCAUGGAGGACAGGUUCAACUCUGAAUCUGUGAGGCACGUUUGGGUCUCCCACGAUGGUAAGAAUUUUGACGAGGCCUACUUUCCAUCACAAUUGCGUUCAGAUUUGAGCAUCCAAUCCUUAGGAGGAUCCAAGAAGAAGCUUGUCGCAUCUGUGAGCCAGACAGACAAACGCAACUUUGGCGGUGAGGAUCUCCUUUUAUCUGACUCCACUGGUUUGAAGUUCACCCCAAUGUCGUCGCUAUUGUCGGACGAUGCGGGCUUCUACUUUUUGCGAUCGGUAGAUGAACUGGAGGGCACCAUUUUAAGUACUUUCAACGCAUUUGUGAGUGAUCAACCCUUUUCUAGAACCGUUUUGAAAACCAGAAUAUCCUUCGAUGAUGGUCAGUCCUGGUCGUAUUUAAAAGUUGAUGAUCCAAACAACGAAUAUUCUUGUGAUGUCAGCGAUCCAGAAACAUGCUCUGUAACAGGAUCUUUGUAACAGGAUCUUUGUUUGCUAGCUCAAGUCGAAAUGUGGGCUCUCCAUCAACUGCCGGUAUUCUUGCCCUAACUGGUACUGUAGGGGGGACAUUAUGAUCACUCAUGGGACAAACAACAAACCUUCAUAUCUCGAGAUGGAGGUGCAACCUGGAGGAAAAUCUUAGACUUUCCAGCUACAGUGGCUUUUGGAGACCUGGGUAAUAUCGCGGUAGCAGCCCCUCAUUUUUGGAUUUCCAACGGUAAUCCGACCUCUGGGUUUUACUAUUCACUUGAUCAGGGUGAAACCUGGACAGAAUAUGAAUUCGAUGAAGAAAUGUAUAUCCACAAGGUCACACCCACAUCUCUCGACGGAUCUGGCUUGACUUUCAUAGUUUCUGGCAAUAAAGGAAACAGGGAGGAUCAGGAGGGAUUUAUUUACACGGUUGAUUUCAGCUCUGCAUUUGAAAGCAAAAAGUGCUCAAGCGACGAAAUGGAAGACUGGUAUUUGAAUGAUGGCAAAUGCCUGAAAGGUGCAAAGCGUAAGUUUAGAAGAAGAAAGCAAGACGCAAAGUGUCUCGUCCGGGAGCUUUACGAAAAUGCCAAGAUAAUCGAGGAAACAUGUCCCUGUGGCUAUGAGGACUACGGAUGUGCACCUGAGUUUGUCCCAAAUGGAUAUGGAAAUUGUUUACUUGAUCACACUUUACUAUCGCGUUCAAGCGCUUGUACCACACGUAAAUCCCAUGUCAAAUUGGCCCCUAAACAACUCGAGAGAGGAAAUUUAUGCAACAAACCACUUAAAAUUAAUGACCUCGAUGUAAAAUGCACGAGUAACGAAGAUAAGGGAGCAAUUGAUAAUGUUUCGGUUGUUGAAAACGAACUAGAUUUCAAAAUGACCUUCUAUCAAUACUUUGACACUGUUGGUGAUGAAACUAUAAUUGCACUUCCGGACAAGCACGACGUUUAUUUAUCACAUGACAAUGGGCAAAACUUCCGCCAACUCAGAAUUGAUGAUACGAUCAUAGAAGUGAUGUUUAAUCCGUAUUUCAAUUCAUCCGCAUAUCUGUUCGGAAAGACUGGUAAGCUUUACAUUACAAAGGAUAGAGCGAGAUCUUUUUCAUGCAUUGAAUUACCCCACUCAAGACAAUUGGGGUUUCCACUUUCGUUUCAUGCUAAGGAUUCUGAAACGUUCAUUUUCUAUGGUGCCCAAGGUUGCAAAAGUUUGUACGAUGAAGCUUGUCAUGCGGUAGCGUUCGUCACACGGGAUGGUGGUAGUAAUUUCGAAGAACUCGCACAGGGAGCGUACUCUUGCGAGUUUGUUGGCUCGACUUAUGAGCAUCCUUCUGACGAGAGCAUGAUCAUGUGUGCGAUUAAAGAUAAAGAGACUAACAAGAGAUCUUUGGUGACGAGUAACGAUUUCUUCAAAAACAAUCGCAAAGUAGUAUUCGAUGAAAUAGUUGGUUAUGUUUCUACUGGUGAGUACACUAUCAUUGCGGUCCCUCAUGGUUCUGAUGAGCUAAGAGCUUACGUAACAAUUGAUGGUGAAGAGUUUGCGGAAGCAGUCCUGCCAGCUGAUCUGUCCAUUAAACAACAAGCCUAUACCAUUCUUGGCUCCCGACAGGGUGCAAUAUUCUUUCACUUGACAACUGAAUCGUCCCCCGACAAAGAAUUUGGGGCGUUGAUGAAAUCCAACUCUAACGGAACAUCAUUUGUGGUUUUGGAGAGAGCAGUCAAUAGAGGACCUCGAGGCUAUGUUGAUUUCGAAAAACUUCAAGGCUUAGAAGGAAUUGUUUUGGUAAACGUUGUUUCAAAUGCCGAGGGAAUCAAAGAUGGUUCAGAAGAUAGCAAGAGAUUAAAGUCAAAAAUUACAUUUAAUGAAGGAGCCGAUUGGCAAUACAUAUAUCCUCCUCCAAAAAAUUCUGAAGGAAAGGCCUAUGCUUGUAAAUCGAAGUCAUUAGAAGGCUGUUCCCUUAAUCUUCGUGGAUUCACCGAAAGGAGAGACAUCAGGGAUACGUAUUCUUCGGGUUCAGCUCUAGGAUAUAUGAUCGGUGUCGGAAAUGUUGGCGAAUAUCUUCUGCCAUAUGAAGAUUGUUCCACUUUUAUGAGCACAGAUGGUGGAAUUACAUGGGAGGAAGUUAAAAAUUCUCCAUAUCAAUGGAAGUAUGGUGAUCAUGGCAGUAUCAUCGUGCUAGUACCAGAUAGCAAGCAAACUGACACCGUCACUUAUUCAACGGAUUCGGGUAAAACAUGGAGGGACUUCAAUUUCACUGAAGAGGAGUUGUUCGUGGACGAUAUUGUCACUGUUCCCCAGGAUUCCGCGAUGAGAUUUACGAUAGUUGCAACGUCACCAAAUGUUAAAGGUCAAAAAACCAAGACUUUCACGCUAGAUUUCUCGGGUUGCUUCAAUAGACAAUGUGUCCUCGAUUUCGAAAACGAAAGGAAUGACGAUUACGACUAUGCACCGAUUGCCAACCCAGGGUCCGAGUGUUUGUUUGGACAAGGCAGAAUACUUGAAAAAAUAAAUGAUGAUUGUUACAAUGAUGCCGCUCCGCUCAGAGAAAUGGUAAAAAUUGUAAAAAACUGUUCCUGUACCAGAAAUGAUUUCGAGUGUGAUUACAACUUCUACAAGGCUAAAGACGGCCCCUGUAAAUUGGUCGAAGGUUUGGAUCCAUCUGAACCUAGUAAUAUUUGUAAGAAAACAGAUGCCCUAGAAUAUUUCGACCCUACAGGAUAAGAAAAAUUCCGAUGUCAACUUGUGUGAGGGGUUUAGAAUUGGACAAAGCUACCGUGCCAAAGGCAUGUUCAGGGAAAGAAAAAGAGUUUAAUGAAAAAUACAAGGUUAACAGGAUUUCAUUAGUAUUCAUCAUUGGAUUACCGCUUUUUAUUUUUGUCUUCGCCACACGGUUUCUACGAUCGGGGAAUCAAAAGAAAUGGUGGGUUCGCUCGGUUUGGUGAGAUUAGACUAGGUGAUGAAGAGCUAAUUGAAGAAAAUCAAACUGAUCGUGCUGUUAAUGCAAUUGUGAAGUUCGGCGUUUUUGCAUUUACUGUGACGUCCGUGGUAGCUCAAGUUUUUACGCAAAAAGGCAAACGCAGUCGAAGGAUUAAGAUCUAUAUUUUCUCGCAGUAAAAAUGGCCUCAGUUACUCUUCGCUCACUCACGAUCAAUUUUUGGAUGAGGCUGACGAAUUAAUAAAUGGCCAUGAUAAAGAUGCUAGUGACUUGGCGAGUUUGAUGAAAGAUGAUGCCAAUUUAGAUGUGGAUACCGAAGAAAACAGCGGCACACCAGUUCACGAGCCCUACUCAGACCAUAUUGACGCGGCGCAUGAUAGCGCUCCAAAAAAUCAGUCCACAAGACAGUAAA